Messenger RNA from Pterocles gutturalis (yellow-throated sandgrouse), 600 nucleotides. Its product is annotated as histone H2B, gonadal-like. Gene Ontology annotation, cellular component: nucleosome. The transcript is spliced from 3 exons. Lineage: Eukaryota; Metazoa; Chordata; Aves; Pterocliformes; Pteroclidae. Gene Ontology annotation, molecular function: structural constituent of chromatin; protein heterodimerization activity; DNA binding. The coding region runs from base 1 to 600 and encodes 199 amino acids. The record is from RefSeq and is a predicted model, not a curated record.
AUGAGGGACGGGAGCUGGAAAAUUCCUGCAGCUUGUGCAGCAGCACAGAGAGCUGUGCUGGCUGCUGCUGUGACACGAGAGGAUCUCGGCUGCAGACCGGUCCCCGAUCUGGCAAACAAGGGCCACGGGUACCGCAGCGGGACCAUCAGCUGCAGCUGUGUGCUCGUCCGGCUGCCGGGUGGCUGCAAAGCUCCUGCCGUUGCCAUAUCCCCCCCCCGGCCCUGGCUGCUCCCUGGGGCUGAGAUGGGUGCUGAUGGGGGGAAGAAGAGUGGCUGUGCUCCCUCUCCUGAUGACAGGAAAGCUAAGAGGAAGCCCAAGAGAAAGGAAACCUACUCAGUCUAUAUCUACAAAGUACUGAAGCAGGUACACCCCGACACUGGCAUCUCCUCCAAGGCCAUGAGCAUCAUGAACUCCUUCGUCAACGACAUCUUUGAGCGGCUGGCCUCUGAGGCCUCGCGCCUGGCGCAGUACAACCACCGCUCCACCAUCACCAGCCGCGAGGUGCAGACGGCCGUCCGCCUCCUGCUGCCUGGCGAGCUGGCCAAGCACGCCGUCUCCGAGGGCACCAAGGCCGUCACCAAGUACACCAGCAGCAAGUGA